CGUCAGUAUUGCUGUUGCCUCUCCACGCAUGCCGCAGUUCUGCCCUCUCCAGCCAUGCGCUUUCUCGUGUUGGCGUUGUCGGUAGGCUUGAGCAGAGCCGCCCUAGUUCCAAGAGACGGGGCUGCCGCAGGUACGCAGCCUGAUGCAGCAGGGUUGCGCGAGCGGCCGCGGAGUACGGGGAGGAAGCUCACAGGGAGGUUUCUGCACGUUACCGACUUCCACCCAGACCCGUACUACAAAACCUACUCCUCCACCGAGAAAGAAGCCGCAUGCCACCGUAGCAAAGGCCCGGCGGGCGUCUACGGCGCUGAGACCUCCGCUUGCGACAGCCCAACAUCCCUCGUGAACGAGACAUUCCGGUGGAUAGAAGAGAACCUCAAGGGCUCGAUCGACUUCGUGAUAUGGACGGGCGACUCUGCGCGCCACGACAACGACGAGCAGAUCCCUCGAAAUACAGACCAGGUCGUUUCGCAAAAUGAAAUGCUGGUGGACAAAUUCAAGGAGGUGUUUGGGAAGGACGACAACAUCAACGAUACGGAUCCAACGAAUGACUUCACUAUACCUAUCGUUCCGACCUUUGGAAAUAAUGACAUCCUACCACACAAUAUCUUCGACGAGGGGCCAAAUCGGUGGACGGGGAAGUACUUAGACAUAUGGCGGAAUUUUAUUCCGGAGGAGCAGAGACAUCAGUUCCAACGGGGUGGUUGGUUUUAUGUUGAGGUUAUACCGGGAAAAUUGGCGGUGAUUAGUUUGAAUACACUAUAUUUCUUCGAUUCAAACUCCGUGGUUGACGGUUGCGCCUCGAAAAAGGAGCCCGGCUACGAGCACAUGGAAUGGCUGCGCAUCCAGCUGCGACUUCUCCGCGAACGAGGCAUGAAGGCCAUCCUCAUAGGCCAUGUACCACCAGCACGAACCGACAAUAAGCUUAGUUGGGACGAGACGUGUUGGCAGAAAUACACAUUGAACAUGCGGCAAUACCGGGACGUGGUUGUGGGAGCUUUAUACGGGCAUAUGAACAUCGACCACUUCAUGUUGCAAGAUUUCAAAGAUAUCACAAAAGACGCGAAGAAGGGCAGAAUGAAGUUAGCUGACGUGGAUACUUUGAAAGCCAGUGUGGCAGUUGACGGCGAGGUUGGGGUCCAAAGCGCGUCAGAUUAUCUGAUUGACCUGAGGGAUACAUGGGCGAAGCUGCCUAGUCCUCCAAAAGCGCGCUUACUGGAGGAGUUUACAGACGAGGAAGAACAUGAAGGGAUUUGGGAUCGGGUCUCAGACCUCUUCCGGAGCCAAAAGAAGAAGAAAAAGAAGGGCGGGAAGGGCCACAAGCCCACAUUUCUAGACAAGAUCGGAGGGCCCUGGGGAGAGCGCUUCAGCGUCUCACACGUGUCGGCCAGCGUGGUGCCCAACUACUUCCCUACGCUCCGCGUAUUCGAGUACAACAUCACCGGACUAGAAAGCCUUGUCAUCGAGGACAGCGCACCGAUAUCGAUUUCGCCCAAUCAAGAGCAGACCCCGAUCCACGACGACGAUUUCUUCUUCAUAGAUGACGACGCCGGGUGGACUGACUCUUUAAAGCAGAAGAAAAAGCAAAAGGCCUCCAAGAAGCCCAAAAAGCACAAAUUCAAAGUCCCCUCCCCGCCCUCAAAAUCCGCCCCUCCAGGCCCAGCCUACUCCCCCCAAACCUUCACCUUUACUGGGUACAAGCAGUACUUCGCCAACCUCACCCACAUCAACAACGACUUUGUUGGGAAAGAUGUCAGCCCUGCAAACCGCGACUUUUCGGACGCAAUGUUUGAUGACGAGGGCGUCGAAGUGCAGGGUAAGUGGAGAGAAGGCAAGCACGGCGGCAAAAAGAGCAAGAAGAAUAAACCGAAACCCAAGAAAUUUAAGUUCGAGGUCGAGUAUGACACUAAAAACGACAAGGUGUUUAAGCUGAAGGACUUGACGGUGCGGAGUUAUGUCGAUCUUGCGCGGCGGAUUGGAGAGGCGAAGGGGAAGAGUUCUGGUGCUGGGUUUGAGGCUGAGGCGGGAGAAGAGGUAGAUGCGGAGGAAAAAGGGAAGAAGGGGAAGAAGCAUAAAAAGAAACACGGGAAGCACAAGAAAAGAAGCGUGUGGUUCGCGUUUGUGAAUCGCGCGUUUGUGGGGACGAUGGAUCCGGACUCGAUUGAGGAGAUGUUUGAGGCUAGUGAGGUUGAGGGCGUGGCUGAGAUCGAGGGAGAGGAGAUGGUGCAGGAGUUGUGAGCGGCUAGUAUUUUGAGAUUCUUUGGUAAGCGUCGCAUGAGGCAUGAUUGGCGUUUCUAUGGGCAGGACGGACAAAUCCUGAGUUGCAUUUAAGGCCAUCAUUACCGGUAUGAUUGAGGGUCGAGACUGAUGGUUUGUAAUACGAUAUGUACACUCUCACUGGUGCGGUUCGUUUCGAGGUGAUGUAUUCGUUCAGUUUGUGAUUGAUACAAAAGAUAUCUUCAUGUUUCAUUCUCAUGUCCUCCCCCUUUCACUUUUUUCGAUUGAUAUAGUACAAUCCUCGCUGUGAUCC
This is a messenger RNA of Mytilinidion resinicola, 2530 nucleotides long. RefSeq names its product Endopolyphosphatase. Gene Ontology annotation, biological process: polyphosphate catabolic process. The record is from RefSeq and is a predicted model, not a curated record. The coding region runs from base 55 to 2238 and encodes 727 amino acids. Lineage: Eukaryota; Fungi; Ascomycota; Dothideomycetes; Mytilinidiales; Mytilinidiaceae. Gene Ontology annotation, molecular function: exopolyphosphatase activity; endopolyphosphatase activity. Gene Ontology annotation, cellular component: fungal-type vacuole; membrane. The transcript is spliced from 3 exons.